Gigantopelta aegis is the source of this 10529-nucleotide messenger RNA. RefSeq names its product neurofibromin-like. The record is from RefSeq and is a predicted model, not a curated record. Lineage: Eukaryota; Metazoa; Mollusca; Gastropoda; Neomphalida; Peltospiridae. Bases 48 to 8429 code for a protein of 2793 amino acids. The transcript has 61 exons. Gene Ontology annotation, biological process: regulation of GTPase activity.
GCUUGAGGAAGAGUACUAAAAUCUUGGUUUUUAUACAGAAUUGUGCCAUGGCAACGCAAAAACCUGGGGAAUGGGUGCAGUCGCUCAUUUCCCGGUUUGAUGCACAGUUGCCAAUAAAGACGGGACUGCACACGACCCAGUCUGUGCAGAAUGUGAAGCAGAACAAGGAAUGCCUGGUGAAUGUGAGCAAGUACAAGUUCUCACUGGUGAUCAACGGCCUUACCAAGACCUUGCAGUCAGUCUCGCUCAUGCGAAUCUAUCAUCAAGAAGCAGAACGAAACCAUUAUGAAUCACAGCUGAUAAUUCUGGACACAUUGAAGCAGGUUUUGAAUUCUCAACCCAAGGAUACAUCUCGUCUAGAUGAGGCUAUGUACGUCAAGUUGCUUCUCCCAGAAAUUUGCAAGUUCCUAAACCAGCAGAGUGACAACCCAGUCGUUCCUCAACUCAAGAAGCUGGCGUCGGAAGUUCUCUUUGCUCUCAGUCUCAACAACUUUACAGCAGUCUUCAACAGAAUCUCAGCCAGAUUGGUGACGCUGUCGACCUGCAGUGAAGAUGCCUCUGACCUCUCUGAUCUUGAACUGAUUCAACACAUGAACAUGGACCUCAUUCGCUUGAGCAGACUGCUUAACGAGGUCGUGUCAAAGUUCAAGUCUCUGAAGUCCCGUCAUGUGAUCAUUACCCUGGGACAGAACCUGGAGAAAGCGAUCUGGAACUGGAUGGAUAAUUACCCAUCGGAGUUCACCGACCUGCAGAAGAGACCAAAUGAUGAACUUCAAGACUGCUGUGAUAAACUGUUUGAGCAUUUCAACACACUGGUGGAGGGGUCCAAGCGGAGGGUGUCGGUGUGGCCUCUUCAGAUGAUGCUACUUAUCCUCUGUCCUAAAAUUCUAGAAGAAAUCAACAAUGCCGACACAGGGGCCCCGUGCUCUUCACAACAUCUCAGGAAGAAACAUUUCAUUGAUGAGGUUAAAAAGGCGAUUGCGUGCCAUGGAGGGAACAAACAGUUUACAGAAGGCGCCGCGGUCACGUGCGUUCGUCUGUGCAAGGCUUCCACGUACAUCAGUAUCAACGACAGCCUCAAUGUCUUGUUCUCCCUCGUUCAGUCGGUCAUGCAGGAUCUCAAAAAUCUACUGUUCAGUCCUCCCUCCAACAGCAAGCCUUUCUACAAAGGUCAGAACAUGUACGGCCAAGACCUUGACCUUUACAUCGACUGCUUUGUGUCGUGUUUCCGCAUCACGCCGCACAACAAUGACGUUCUGAAAGUCUGCCUUAACGGUCAUUCUCCGCCAAUGUACCACUUCGUUCUUGUGAAUGCCUUACACCGAAUUAUAACGCAGGCACGUCUUCCUUGGUGGCCUGACAUCAGUCUGAUCUAUGGUAAAGCCGGGGAACUCCGAAACAUGUUCACUGACAUCGUCAACAAAGUCACACAGGGCUUCAGUAGCCACAACUGUCCAAAGACUAUAGCCAAGGUGACUGCAUCCAUCAAGCUGACGUCAAAAGCUACCGAUGAAACAUUCACAAGCUACAAGUACAUUCUUUUGUGGCUUGUAAAACUCAUCAAUGCCGACCCAUACCUCAUGUUGCAUAAUCAAGGUAAACCGGGACACGAGAUUCAGAGGAGUACGUUAGAGCUGAUCACUGGUCUUGUGUCUCUUGUUCAUCAACAGUGGAUGCCAGACGUCGCACAGAAAGCCAUGGAGGCUCUGCUAUGUCUGCACCAACCAGAGAACAUUGAGCUGUGGAAUCCAGAAGCACCAAUCAACACAUUCUGGGAUAUAAGCUCACAAGUUCUGUUCUACAUAUCCCAGCGACUGAUUCAGCACCAGAUCGUCAACUACACAGAGAUUCUCAAGUGGUUGCGCGACAUCCUCGUCUGUCGCAACCGCUUCCUACAGAAACACAGCACAAACGCCAACGUUGGCAGCAACAUUCCAGUCUGCAUACAGGCUCAUAUCAAGCUGGAGGUGGUAUUUUUUGUCUACCUGUGGAGUAUAGACAUGGAAGCUGUUCUGACAGCAAUGUCGUGUUUCCGUCUACUCUGCGAGGAAGCCGACAUUCGCUGUGGCGCCGAUGAGAUGGCCGUCACUCAGCUGUUGCCAAACUACAACGUGUACGCAGAGUUGGCAGCGGCAAGCACUGUCCUCACCACAGGAAGAGCAGCAUUGCAGAAAAGAAUUAUGGCUCUGUUAAGAAAAAUAGACCAACCAACGCCAGGAAACUCCCAGGCCUGGGAGGACACAUUCAGAAACUGGGACAUGGUCACUCGGUAUCUUGAAUCUUACCCCAAGGUCAAGUUUGAUGAAGGUCAGAGGGAAAUAGCUGAGAUGAUCAAACUGAAGAGAAAACCACCACAUCAUCCCAGUACUGAACAUGAACUAGAGGACCAACUCAAUGAGUGGGCCAACAUGACAGGCUUCCUGUGUGCGCUGGGAAGUGUGCGGCUGCAGAACAAGUGUCAGAAAGUCAGCACGACAGCACUGUCCGGACUACAGGUAGACACAGGACGGAAAAGCAGCUUGAUGCAGAGUUGUGCUAAUGACUCACAGUACUGUCCAGUUACACAAUUUAUUGGCAACCUUCUGAAACUGCUGAUAUUUCAGAAUGAGAAGUUUGGUGCUCAGAUUCAGAAACACGUCAAGGAGCUGGUUGGCCAUGAGUUGAACCCGGCUCUGUAUCCCAUUCUGUUUGAUCAGAUCAAAGUAUCGGUCGACAAGUACUUCGACUCAACCGGACAGGUGAUAGUGCUGGACAUGAACACCCAAUUCAUAGAGAACGUGAUCUUCAUCAUGAAGAACAUUCUGGAGAUGAAGUCCGAUCAACCGUGUGAAUACCUCGGUCUGACCAGCAUCGAGUCUCUCAUGUUGACCAUUGUCAGAUACGUUCGCCACUUGGAUUCAUCAGUCCAUGCUAUCCAGAUAAAAACAAAACUGUGUCAGCUGGUUGAAGCGAUGAUGCAACGUCGAGAUGAACUGACAUUCAGACAAGAAAUGAAGUUCCGAAACAAACUGGUUGAGUAUUUGACUGACUGGAUCAUGGGAAAUUCUCACCAAGUGAACAUCCAGGGAGAUAUCUGUAGUAUGUCAAGCAGGGACCUGGAUCAGGCGAGUAUGGAGGCAGUGGCGGCCCUACUGGCGGGUCUGCCACUGCAGCCGGAGGAGAGCGAUCGCGGGGACCUCAUGGAGGCCAAGUCGCAACUCUUCCUCAAGUACCUGACACUGUUCAUGAAUCUCCUGAAUGACUGCUCGGAAGAGGAACAGGACAAGGCCAUGGAUCCCAACAGGAAACGAAGCAUGUCCAAUCUGAGCGCGCUCAGAAACUGCACGGUGCAGGCAAUGUCUAACCUGCUGAAUGCUAACAUUGACAGUGGACUGAUGCAUUCCAUCGCUUUGGGGUAUCACAAAGAUCCACAGACACGGGCGGCCUUUAUGGAGGUUCUGACUAAGAUCUUGCAGCAGGGCACAGAAUUUGAGACACUGGCCGAGACAGCACUGGCCGACCGAUUUGAGAGGCUGGUAGAGCUCGUCACGAUGAUCGGAGACAAGGGAGAACUGCCCAUCGCCAUGGCGUUAGCAACAGUCGUGUCCAACUCACAAAUGGAUGAACUGGCUCGUGUGUUUGUCAACCUGUUUGAUGCGAAGCGACUGUUGUAUAUCCUCCUCUGGAACAUGUUCACUAAAGAGGUUGAAAUUGCAGACUGCAUGCAGACGUUGUUCCGUGGAAACAGCCUGGCGAGUAAGAUCAUGGCGUAUUGUUUCCGUUUCUAUGGUCAGAGCUAUUUACGGGAAUUGCUACACCCUCUGAUUAGCCAGAUGUUCUUGAUGGAAGAAAACCACUGCUCAUUUGAGAUUGAUCCAGCCAGGCUGGAGCCAGGUGAAAACAUUGAUGCUAAUAGAAGGAACUUGCUGACAAUAACUCAAAAGGUCUUCAAUGCUAUUGUUGGAUCAGCACCAAGGUUUCCAGCGAAAUUGCGUGGUAUGUGCCACUGUCUAUACCAAGUGGUAACUCAGCGUUUUCAGCAAAGCAGUGCCGAGGCGGUGUGGACAGUGAUUGGCACUGUGAUAUUCUUACGCUUCAUCAAUCCUGCCAUAGUUUCUCCUUACGAGUCUGGCAUCGUGGAGGAGGAGCCGACGCCCCGUAUAAAGCGUGGCCUGACGCUGAUGUGUAAGAUAAUGCAGAACAUCGCCAACCAUCUCCUCUUCACCAAGGAGCAGCACAUGACGGCCAAUAACGAGUUUCUCAUGAACAACUUCGAGGCAGGAAGGAGAUUUUUCACUGAAAUUGCCUCUGAUUGUGAAACUCUGGAUGCUGGAAACCACAGUUUGUCAUUCAUUAACGAUGCAAACGUCUUGGCCUUGCACCGUCUGUUGUGGAACAACCAGGAAAAGAUUGGAGACUACCUCUCUAGUAGCAGAGAUCACAAGGCAGUCGGCAGACGUCCCUUUGAUAAGAUGGCCACCCUGCUUGCAUACCUGGGACCCCCAGAGCAUCGGCCGUUAGAUUCACAAUGGAGCAGCAUGGACAUGACCAGCACCAAGUUUGAGGAAAUCAUGUCAAAACACAACAUGCAUGAGAAGGAUGAGUUCAAGUCGCUGAAGAAUCUCCACAUCUUCUACCAGGCUGGAACCAGCACCAGUGGAAACCCAGUCUUCUACUACAUCGCGCGCAGAUACAAAGUUGGGGAAAUCAAUGGAGACCUACUCAUCUACCAUGUUCUGUUGACCCUGAAGCCAUUUUAUCACAAACCAUUUGAACUUGUCAUUGACUUCACACACACCUGCUCUGAGAACAGGUUUAGGACUGAUUUUCUGUCCAAGUGGUUUGUCGUGAUGCCAGAAAAUGUCUACCUCAAUAUCGUGGCUGCCUACAUCUACAACUGUAACUCAUGGGUGCGAGAGUACACCAAAUAUCAUGACAGAAUUCUUGCCCCACUCAGGAACAACAGGAAGCUGCUAUUUAUAGAUCAUCCAGCCAAGCUUAGCGAGUACAUCCACGUGGAUCAUCAGAAGUUGCCAGGAACAACCGUCGCCCUCGAAGAAGAUCUCAAAGUGUUCAACAACGCUCUCAAACUCUCCCACAAAGACACAAAAGUAGCCAUAAAGGUUGGUCCAAAUGCUAUCCAGGUAACGUCGUCGGAGAAAAGCAAGGUUUUGGGUCACCAGGUUUUACUCAAUGAUGUGUAUUACGCUGCUGAGAUUGAAGAGGUGUGCCUUGUGGAUGACAACCAGUUUACCCUGACUAUAGCCAAUGAGAGUGGCCCUCUGUCAUUCAUCCAUAACGACUGUGAUAACAUUGUACAAGCGAUCAUACAUAUCCGCACACGAUGGGAGCUGUCGCAACCGGACACUGUGACAGUUCACACCAAAAUCAGACCAAAGGAUGUCCCAGGAACACUUCUUAAUGUUGCAUUGCUGAAUUUAGGCAGCUCUGACCCAAGUCUUCGGUCUGCUGCGUACAACUUGCUGUGUGCCCUCACCCAGACCUUUGACCUCAAGAUAGAAGGACAGCUUCUUGAAACCAAUGGACUGUGUAUUCCUGCCAACAACACGAUCUUCAUCAAGUCUAUCAGUGAGAAGCUGGCGGAGAAGGAGCCUCACCUGACCCUGGAGUUUCUCGAGGAGUGUAUUCAGGGCUUCGGUAACUCCAACAUAGAGAUGAAGCACUUGUGUCUUGAGUACAUCACACCUUGGUUACCAAACCUCACCAGAUUCUGCAAGCAGUGCGAUGAGAACAAGAGACAGAAAGUUGCCCUCAUUCUAGACAAGCUUAUCACCAUGACAAUAGAGGAAGAAGAGAUGUACCCAUCAAUUCAGGCAAAGAUCUGGGGCAAUAUUGGUCAGAUUGCUGAUCUUCUCGAUAUGGUGCUUGACAGUUUCAUAAAGCGAAGUGUCACUGGUGGUUUGGGCUCCAUACAAGCUGAGAUUAUGGCCGACACAGCUGUAGCACUGACGUCUGCAAAUGUUCAACUCGUCUCCAGGAAGGUCAUCGGCAGAUUGUGCAGGCUGAUUGACAAGACGUGCACAUCUCCGACCCCGACCCUGGAACAGCAUCUCAUGUGGGAUGAUAUCGCAAUUCUUGCUCGCUACCUCCUCAUGUUGUCUUUCAAUAACUCACUUGAUGUUGCUAGUCAUUUGCCUUUCCUGUUUCACAUCGUGACACUGCUCGUGUCGACGGGUCCACUGUCCUUGAGGGCGUCGACGCACGGUCUAGUCAUCAACAUAAUCCACUCACUGUGCACAUGCUCACAACUACACUUUGGAGAGAACACGCUGCAAGUUCUGAAGAUGAGUUUAGCGGAAUUCUCCCUUCCCAAAUUCUACCAGCUGUUUGGGAUCAGCAAGGUCAAAUCGGCUGCUGUGAGUGCCUUCCGAACCAGCUAUCGUCCCGGCGACCGCUCGUUCACCAUGGCACCGCCGGAGAAUGAGAAGAUGCCGCUUAGCUCCUUGGAGGCCAUUGCUGAUGCCCUGCUAGAGAUUAUGGAGGCAUGUAUGAAAGAUAACCCUGGUUGUGAUUGGCUACAACAGUGGACAGACUUAGCAAGACGAUUUGCGUUCCAGUACAACCCUGCUCUACAGCCGAGAGCGAUCAUCGUGUUCGGGUGUAUCAGCAAGUCUGUGACGGACUCCGAGGUCAAACAGCUACUGAAGAUCAUGAUGAAGGGGAGACCACCCUACUCUUUGACUUUCACUCACGCCUGUACAUUGCCGAGUUUUGGCGAGAAGUCUGAAAAUCUGCAAGAUCAAGCUGGAUUGAGGAGGGCACAACCAGCUUGUAUGGAGGCCCUGGAGUCGUACACUGAUCUGACCUUGAUUGAAGCAGUUGUCAUGUGCCUAACGAGACUGCAGCCUUUGCUCAAACCAGAGUCUCCUAUCCACAAGUUUCUGUUCUGGGUUGCGAUCUCGGUUUUACAGUUAGAUGAAGUGUCUUUGUAUGCUGCCGGCCUCGCCCUCAUUGAGCAGAAUCUCCACACACUCGACAACAUGGGACUCUUCGACAAAGUGUCUCUUGAGAAGUGUAUAAUGGAGACGCGUGAACCACUGGAGUGGCACUUCAAGCAGCUCGACCACUAUGUCGGCCUGAGCUUCACGACAAACUUCAACUUUGCCCUCGUUGGCCACCUCUUGAAGGGAUUCCGACAUCCAUCGCCGACCACGGUGUCGCGAACCAUCCGCGUUCUACACCAGCUGCUGAGCAUCACCGUGAAGCCAACAGGGAGGGACAAGUUCGAGGUCACAACCCAGACUGUCGCCUAUCUAGCAGCCCUGGUGUCUGUAUCGGAGGAGGUUCGCAGUCGCUGCCACCUGAAGCACCGUCCCGCUAACUACAUGAUCUCAGAAUCUCCGUCAUCCGACAGUCUGAUUGCCGAACUCAACUCGCAGGGGACGUCGGCAUCAGCCCCUGUGUCGGUGUUGUCGGUGUCAAUACCAUCCACACAGGGUCCCCUUCUCCCUGUCGCCACGCCCCUCGCUCGGCGACAGAAGAGCUGUGACCUGCUCGAUCAGACUGCCAUAGCCAUGGCCAGGAUGCAGAAAAAUACACAACUCUCACAUAGUCAGCAGGUUAACAGUCCCAAGGUUUGGAGAAGCCUUGACUGUGAGCCGAACGCGCGACCACCUCUGUGCAAAACACGCAGUAGCUCCAUGCCGACCCCUGGAACCAAGAAGAUGGACCCCAACACAUCGGUGCUGCCAGUGCCGCGGAGUGGCCGCAGUUCCGUGUCAAACGAGAACAACGUCCUGCUGGAUCCAGACAUUCUCGUCGAUUAUCCAACACAGGCCCUCGUUCUCACUGUGCUGGCCACCUUGGUGCGUAACACAACUGAUGAGAAUGAAGCACGCAUAAUAUAUGAGUAUUUGGCAGAAGCAUCUGUCGUUUUUCCAAAAGUCUUUCCUGUCAUUCACAGUUUGCUGGAUGCCAAGAUCAACAAUGUAUUGUCACUGUGUCACGACCAGGCUAUACUGAAUGCUGUACAGAGCAUCAUUCAGAACAUGAUAGCCUGUGAAGACGCCUCACAACAGCAGCUGUCGUAUCUUCAAAGUAUUGGCUUCGGUGGACUCUGGAGAUUCGCAGGAACAUUUACUAAGUCAUCUGGGAGUAGUGAUACAGCAGAACUUUUUGUGAACUGUUUAGAAAAAGCCAUGAUCAUGGAAUCGUGUCUCCCUGGUGACGACCUUGACAUUCUCAAUCCGUACCCGAGCUGUCUUGGCAUUUCAUCGAACCUGAACCUAUCGAGUUCCAUGUCGAGCCUGAGUGUGGGCAGCAUGCACUCUCCCACAGACAAAGACAAUGUUGACAAGAGUGCAAACGGUGCCCGCAUUCGGCACGUGUCCGCCAACAACAUCACCACCAAAAACAGAGCCGGUAGUUUCAAGCAGAAAGAGAAGAAGAAAUCCCUGGAACAGUUGGAACCGUGUCAGAACCAGUCCUGACUAUAGCGGGAUUUUUUACCCAUACUAGUGGCUGAAAGAAUUCGAAUGUUGAGAUCUAGAUUUUACCAGUUUUAAAAAAUAUUGAAGAAUUCUAGAAAAUUCAAAACAUUUAGAUCUAGCUUUGACAAGUUUUGGAAUUGUUGAAGAAUUCUAGAAAAACUUGAAAGAUUUAGAUCUAGCUUUUCCAAGUUUUUGAAUUGUUGAAGAAUUCUAGAAAAUUCUAAACAUUUAGAUCUAGCUUUGACAAGUUUUGGAAUUAUUGAAGAAUUCUAGAAAAACUUGAAAGAUUUAGAUCUAGCUUUUCCAAGUUUUUGAAUUGUUGAAGAAUUCUAGAAAAUUCAAAACAUUUAGAUCUAGCUUUUACAAGUUUUUGAAUUAUUGAAGAAUUCUGGAAAAUUCUAAAAAUUUAGAGCUAGCUUUUACAAAUUUUACAAACAUUGAAUUCUAGAAAGUGGAUGUCGGAGGAAUUUUAACCUUUAUGUUUUGUGUUUCUCUUUAUGUUGAGUUUUGAAAGGCAGGCCUUUUUUGUGUUAAUUAAAAGAAAAUGAGAGAACAUUUUAUGAUCAUAAAGAAUAAACAUUUUCCAUUGUAUAGCCCACACAGAAUGGGUUUAUUUUUUGUUUUUUCUCAUCAACAUAUUAUUUGUAUUUUGAAUUGUUAUAACAUGUUUUAAAACAUUUGCGAACCUGUGACUAUUUUUUAAUGCAGCAUUGACCUGUAUAUCAAAGCUACAUGAAAUAGAAGUGGAAAUUUACUUCCAGAAUGUAAAGAAUUGCGAUAGAUGAUAAAGUAUGUCCACACUCUGUUUGAUAGACACAAUAUGCCUACCAUGUUCAUAGAUAUAAAACUACAAUCAAAAUUUAAAUUAUCCACUGGUACAGUUGUAUAAAUAAUUAUUCACAUCAUUGAAUAUGGAUUACCCAAACACACAUGUUAUUGGUUUAAAUGAUUCCGUUAUGUUUUGUAUAUUUUAGAUGUUGCCCAGUUUCAAGUGAUACUAAAAAGUAUGUGAAAAAUUGUAAAACUUGACUGUUAUUUUGUAUUGUUGAUUAUUCUUUAGUGUUAAAAUUCUAUAUAUGUUAUUCAAAAGUAGUUGAAGCAUAGGGCAAUUGUUUAACCCCAGGGGAGGGGAGUGAUCAAAAUACCGAGGACCCACAAUUGACCUACAUCAGCUGAAAUGUCACUGAUAGAAGACUUUAUGAUGGGGCAGAUUUAGUCUGCUACAAUAAAAUAAUGUUAAAUUAGGAUUUAUAAUGAAACAGAAUUGGGCUUACCAAGCAUGUAACCCAGUUUCAACCCCUGCAAUUUAGAAAAAUAUCUGGCAAAAAAAUGUGCUGUGGAAGUUUUUUUUGAAUAUAGUCGACAGCAAAAAUAAAGUGCUAUGGAGAUUUAAAAACUCCAUGGCAUUGCCAAUCGCUGUGGGCAUUUGCAGGGGUUGUGGCUAGCUAGUGUGCUGGAUCGUAGACCAGACGUCUGGUUGUAAAAUUCCAAGGUUGUGUUUCUGUUUGAAACAUAAGACAUAUCUAGUCUUUUGUGAACUGUGAAGCUGCAACCAAACGUGUGACUCAUUCUUAAGAUGGUGGUGUUUCAUUGCUGGCAUCAUUCAUAGGAAUCAAAAGUGUGUGGGGGGAGGGGGAGUUGCAGGGUGUACUUCUGACCCAACUCACAAGGUUUUUGUCUCGCCUUUGUGAAGUGAAAUCAUAAGAUAUAAAUAUUACUUUUCCGAUGGCAACAGUAUCAACUUUUGCGAUAAACUGUAAGUCCUAGGUCAGUAAAACGUGGUUUAUAGUUGCACCUAUGGAUGUUCAGCACAGUGCUCCAAAAAUGUUUUUGGUAGGCGAAACUCUUAUAGUAUUUAUACAUUACCCCGUCCCCCAGUUGAAAAGUGAAUUAAUGUGUAACCAGCACCUCCCGUGACACCUGUAUCAUUUACAGUUGAGAUACUCAGAAUGAAGAACAAAGUUUUCAGUUGAGAAAAUGGGGUGGGACGUAGCCCAGUGGUAAAGCGUUCGCUUUAUGCACGGUUGGUUUGGGAUCGAUCCCCAUCGGUGGGACUAUUAGGCUAUUUCUCGUUCCAGCCAGUGCACCACGACUGGUAUA